AUGGAAUCGUGGCCUCGGCAGCAGGGUGUUGACUCAGAAUGGAUAUCUACCAAUAUUUUGCCGGACUCAUUUAAUCUCAGUGCAACGCUUAAUAGUGGCCAGGCGUUUAGAUGGGUCGAAGGACCUAACUCUCUGGAAUUUGUCGGCGUAAUCGGUGAUCGUGUCUGGCGGCUACGCCAGACCUCUGCAGACACCCCUGUUGCCUUUCACAGAAGCUGUGCCACUACCACCGAGCUGGAACUUUUGAGGACACGAGGCCAAAUCCCCCUACCUCUGGUCUCCUACUUUCGUCUCGAUACUUUUCUCGACGACCUAUUCUCCACGUGGUUAGAUAAAGACCACCUGCUUCGCGAAUUCUUCUCUUCUUCGUAUAUGCAAGGUAUAAAUCGUUUCAAAGGUCUGCGUCUGCUGAAUCAGGACCCCCGAGAAGCCAUUUUUGCGUUCAUAACAUCUGCAAAUAAUAACGUUCCUAGAAUAAGCAAACUCCUCAUUGCUCUGAGUGUCCGCUAUGGUAAGAAGAUGUGGUCGCACGAGACAGUAUCUGUCUACUCCUUCCCCACUCUCGAGGUUCUUGCUCGUCCCGGGACUGAAGUAGAACUUCGUAAAAUUGGCUUUGGAUAUCGAGCUAAAUUCAUCCCUGCGGUCGCCCGAAAAUUGAUCGAAGCUGGUGGUGACGCAUUUCUUCCAAAGCUCCGUGUUGCAUCGUACAAGGAAUGCAAGACCUUUCUUCUUGACCUUCCUGGCAUUGGAAAUAAGGUGGCUGAUUGCAUCUGCCUCUCGUGCCUAAACAAAGUGGAAGUGGUCCCAGUGGAUGUGCACAUCUCACGGGCGGCCGCGCUUCGAGGUGUCUGGCCUCCCACCACCACCGCUUCCUCCUCUUCCCCCUCCUCGACCGCCUACCGCCAUAUUUCUCAGGGUCUCUCUGAACUUUGGCACCCCUUUGCCGGCUGGGCGCAAGUAAUCGUCUUCUCCAUCCAUCUUCACGGCCAAUCCAAUGGAACUAAACGCACGAACACCAAAUCCAAGCCUAAGAAGGAGGCUGCAAAUAGCGGUGCUGCUACUUCCACUUCCGACGUUCCCAUCUCACGGCGAAAGAGGGCAAGGCAUAGGUGA
Messenger RNA from Echinococcus granulosus, 1113 nucleotides. Its product is annotated as N-glycosylase/DNA lyase. Lineage: Eukaryota; Metazoa; Platyhelminthes; Cestoda; Cyclophyllidea; Taeniidae. The transcript is spliced from 7 exons. Bases 1 to 1113 code for a protein of 370 amino acids. Gene Ontology annotation, molecular function: damaged DNA binding; 8-oxo-7,8-dihydroguanine DNA N-glycosylase activity. Gene Ontology annotation, cellular component: nucleus. The record is from RefSeq and is a predicted model, not a curated record. Gene Ontology annotation, biological process: base-excision repair; nucleotide-excision repair; base-excision repair, AP site formation.